GCCAGUGGAGAGUUUCCCAGCAUGAAUCCGUCCAUCAUAACCUGGACCACAGAACUCAUAGAAUUAAGUGGAAGUGAAGAGCCCAAUCCACAAGCUUUGUAUAUGGAGAGCAUAAUCCUCAACUUACUGAUCAUCAUCACUGCCCUGGUUGGCCUGGCAGGAAACGCCACUGUGCUCUGGCUCCUGGGUUUCCGCAUGAGGAGGAAUGUCUUCUCCAUCUACAUCCUCAACCUGGCGACAGCUGACUUCACCUUACUCUUUUGCUGUAUUUUGCAUGCCCUGGAGACACUCAUCAGGCUCUUCUGUCCCAUCUCCAUAUCCUUCCCGGAAUUUUUCGUCACUGUGUCAGUCUUUGCCUACAUCGCAGGCCUGAGCUUUCUCAGCGCCAUUAGCACAGAGCGCUGCUUGUCCAUCACAUGGCCCAUCUGGUACCGUUGCCGCCGCCCCAGACAAAUGUCAGCUGUCAUGUGUGCCCUGCUCUGGACCAUGUCCCUGAUGCUGAGCAUCCUGGAAGGGAACUACUGUGGCUUCCUGAAUAGGAAUUUACAUCACUUUUGGUGUCCAGCAUUGGAUUUCAUCACUGUGUCCUGGCUAAUGUUGUUAUUUGUGCUUCUUUCUGGGUCCAGCCUGGUUCUGCUGACCAGACUGCUGUGUGGCUCCCAGCGGGUGCAGCCCACUAGGCUCUAUGUGACUGUCGGGCUCACAGUGCUGGUCUUCCUCUGCUGUGGCCUGCCCUUCGGCAUCCACUGGUUCCUCAUAAUUUGGUUUCAAGAAGAUAAACGUGCCUCCUUUCGACUUUACCUGUUUGCUGUUCUUUUGUCCUGUGUCAACAGCUGUGCCAACCCUGUCAUUUACUUUUUUGUUGGCUCCUUUAGGCAGCGAUGGUGGAAGCGGCGACAGACCCUGAGGCUGGUUCUCCAGAGGGCUCUGCAGGACACCCCUGAGGUGGAUGAACAUGGAGGAAGCCUUCCUCAGGAACCCCUGGAGAUGUCAGGGAGCAGUCUGGUGUCCUGAUUCAGGGUCUUGUUUUGUUCAGCUGAUGUGACCUUGAGAUAAGACUUUGUCCCUAUCAGGUUGGAAGGUUUUCUUAACAUGUCUUUCCUCUAGUCCUGGAAUUAAAACAGUUAACAUAAUGGUCCCACUCUUGAAGUUUAAGACAGUCCCUUUAUGCAAACAUGAGAGCACAGGCUGAAGGACAGCCUCCCCCAGGGCCCUCCCCCCGUCCCCAUGGGGCUUUGCCAACUCUGAGUGCAGGACUGCACCCUCUUCUGUAGAAUCCCCACCUCAGCACCAGAGGAGAGCAGUGCAGGAAAGUCUGAAUUUCUUUCAUCAUGGCACUUGAUGGAAACUACAAGAACUACAUUUUGACAAGUUUCUGUGGUCAUUCCCCUGCAAUCUGUCUCUACAAAUUAAACAAAUUAAAGUUCAAUUGAGAACACAUGCA
Phyllostomus discolor (pale spear-nosed bat) is the source of this 1444-nucleotide messenger RNA. RefSeq names its product mas-related G-protein coupled receptor member X2-like. Gene Ontology annotation, biological process: G protein-coupled receptor signaling pathway. Gene Ontology annotation, cellular component: membrane. The record is from RefSeq and is a predicted model, not a curated record. Lineage: Eukaryota; Metazoa; Chordata; Mammalia; Chiroptera; Phyllostomidae. Bases 22 to 1014 code for a protein of 330 amino acids. The transcript has a single exon. Gene Ontology annotation, molecular function: G protein-coupled receptor activity.